Lethenteron reissneri (Far Eastern brook lamprey) is the source of this 3570-nucleotide messenger RNA. RefSeq names its product cadherin-4-like. NCBI's taxonomy places the organism in Eukaryota, Metazoa, Chordata, Hyperoartia, Petromyzontiformes, Petromyzontidae. Gene Ontology annotation, molecular function: calcium ion binding; cadherin binding; beta-catenin binding. The record is from RefSeq and is a predicted model, not a curated record. Gene Ontology annotation, cellular component: adherens junction; plasma membrane; catenin complex. Gene Ontology annotation, biological process: cell migration; calcium-dependent cell-cell adhesion; cell-cell adhesion mediated by cadherin.
AUGAUGCCCUGCAAAUUGAGCACCACCCUGGUGCUGCUGUUGGCGAUAUGGAGACCGGGGCGAGCUUGCAAAGCAUCCUUCUCGCAAGACCACUACAUCGUGAAGGUGCCCAUGGACCUUCACGAAGGGCAGUUCAUCGUGAAAGUGCCCUUUGAGAGCUGCCAGCGCAGCAACGUGCAGCUGCUGAGCAGCGACCCCCACUUCAAGGUGCUACAGGACGGCUCCGUGCGCGUGGCGAAGAGCUUCACGCUGCACAAACACCGCCACCAACUCGCGCUCAGGGCCAAGCACCACGCCACGGGCGACGAGUGGAAGGCCGUGGUGGAGCUGCACGUGUCCAAGCACGAGCACGCUCACCCGCAGCACAAGGAGGUGGUGCUGAGCAGCGGCGAUCCGCACUUCGCCGUGGGCGCCGACGGCUCCGUUCGCUGCGCGCGGCCGCUGCUCCUCGACGGCCUUCACUACUCCUUCGUGGUGAAGGCCGUCAGCCACCUGGCCCACCGCGAGUGGCAGACGCUCAUCACGCUCGCCGUGCGCACGCACGACGAGGACACGCACGGCAAGCACCUGUUCAAGGAUUGCAAACACCGCUUCGAGAGCGAGUUCUACAGCGUGGCUGUGCCUCCCGAGUUGCCGAAGGGAGCCUUCCUGCUCAACGUUCUCUUCGAGCGCUGCGGUAAGGGGCACGACGAGUUCGAGUUCUCGACCAGCGACGCGCGCUUCACGGCGCGUCCCGACGGCUCCCUGCACGCCGCCUCGCCCCUGCGCCUCGCCCAGCGCACCGUGCCGCUCGCCGUGGCGGCGCGCCACCGCCACUCGCACCAGCAGUGGCUCGUCUUCGUGUCCCUCUUCGUGGCCAAGCCCACGGUGCGACGCGUGGCCGUGCCGCUCCACGGAGGCCACCAGCAGCAGCAGCAGAACCAUCGUCACCACCUCGAGCACGAGCAGUGGCACCACAAGGUGGAUUGGAGCCCGGUGGGUGACCUUGAGCCUGCGGUCACGUGCCACUGGCCAGAGCUCACGGCCAAGUGGCCGGGCAAGCUGGACGCGUUCAAGUGGCCCGCGGGCAUCGUCAUCAUCCCCGAGCACGAGAAGGGGCCCUUCCCCAGGCCCAUCCUCAUCGUGAAGUCAGACAAGCACGGGGGGGAGCACAAGCUGCACUACAGCCUCACGGGCGCCGGUGCCGACCAGCACCCCGCCGGCCUCUUCAGCGUGGAGGGCGCCACGGGCGUCAUCAGCGUCAACAAACCCCUCGACCACGAGCUCCGCGCCGUCUACAAGCUGAAGCUGCGCUUGACCGACGCGCACGACCACGAGCUUGAGGUGGCAGCCACCAUCACGGUCCUGGUCGUCGACCUGAACGAGGAGCCGCCCGUCUUCGCCGAGAAGGAGUUCCACGGCUCCGUGCUGGAGGAGAGCAAGCCAGGCACCUUCGUGCUCAAGCUGUCGGCCUCCGACAAGGACGACUGGCGCACCCUCAACGGCCGCGUCACCUACCGCAUCGUGGAGCAGGAGCCCAAGUCGCCGGCGCCGGCGUUCUCCGUGCACGAGCACACGGGGGUCGUGAGCGUCGCGAGCGAGCGGCUGGACCGCGAGGCGGUAGACAAGUACCGGCUGGUGGUGAAGGCGCUGGACAGCGACGGGCUGCCGUGUGCGCUCUACAGCCUGGCCACCGUCGUCAUCACCGUCGCCGACAUCAACGACCACCCGCCCGUCAUCACCGGAUUCCAGGUGCUGGGCCCCAUCAGGGAGAACAAGGAGAACGAGACGGUGGCCAUCGUCGCCAUCGAGGACGCGGACGAGCAGUUCUCCGACAACUGGAGGGUCAAGUGCUCGCUCGUGAGCGGCAACGAGGACGGCCACUUCGGGGUCAUCACCGACCCCAAGACCAACAAGGCCCACAUUUACCUGCGCAAGCCGAUCGAGCACGACGUGAAGAAGGUGGCGGCGCUGAAGCUCGCGGUGAAGAACAUCGCUCCGCUCGUCGUCUUCUACCCCCUGCACGACGGCGGGCACCUCGACGGCGGCUCGUUCUACCCGUACCACCGCCUGCACGACCAGCACCAGCAGCAGCACCCGUACCUGCACCACCACCAGCACCGCUCCGCGCUCGGGCACCUGGCGGCCACGCACCUGCCGAAGGACGACGCUCUCGUCGCGGUCCGCGACGGGACGAGCUUCGGCCACCACCAGCUGCAUCAGCAGCACGGCGGCCACCUCGCCCCGUGCUCCUCCUCGUACGACGGCUGCCACCACCUCCACCACCUCCACCACGACCACCACCGCUCGCCGCCGUCGCGCGGCGUCGUCACGACGGGUCUGCACGGCUCUCCGCUCGGAGGGGCCCUCCACACGUACCCGGGGGGGCACGUCGCCCACGGUGGCGGCGAGGGGCUGGCGGCGUACGGCGUCGCCGUGGUGUCCAACACCAUCGCCAUCCCGCUGUACCGAGACUCCAAGGCGGCCGACGCCAAGCUGGUGGUCUACAAGGCCGAGGGGCUCAAGGCGGGCAGCCUCAUCGCCUCCUUCCAGCCCAAGCACCUGUGCGGCCAUCACGUGGUCAAGCACGAGAAGAUGUACGACCCGGCGAAACUGCUGACGAUCGACGCCACGGGCGACAUCACCCUCCUGCGUGAGCUCGACCGCGAGUCGCCCUACAUCAAGAACGACGUCUACACGGCCAUCUUCCUCGCCAUCGACGACGCCGCCCACCCGUGCACGGCCACGGCGACGGUGCUGCUGCACGUGGCCGACGUGAACGACAACGCGCCCACGCUGCGCCAGCUCGACGACGUCGUGUGCAAGAAGUCGGCGUGGAACUCGGUGCUCGUGAAGGCCCACGACGCCGACCUGGACCCGCACGCCGGGCCCUUCACCUUCAAGCUGCUGCCGCCGCACGCCGGCGCCCACGGCGGCGCCCACGGCGACGGCCACGCCAUGUGGCAGCUCAAGCAGAAGGACGACCACACGGCGGCGCUGACGCUGCUGCACGGCCACGCGCCCACGGACGUGUACAAGGUGUCGGUGCACGUGUCGGACCACAAGGGCCUGGGCGAGACGCACCACCUGCACGUGACCGUGUGCGACUGUGGCAGCGAGCGCAUGUGCCACCCGUACACGGAGUACGGACUCAGCGCCGGCGCUCUCGCGGCCAUCAUUUGCUCGCUGCUGCUCGUGCCGCUCGCGCUGGUGGCGGCCCUGCUCAUCUGCAAGUGCAAGAAGAAGAAGCAUCAGUCGGUUUGCCAGAAGGCCAUUCACGUGGAGGAGUGCUCACUUGGUACAGUCCGCCCAUACAACAAGGAUGGCGGAGAGGAACAGCAGCCCAUGGCGAUGCGCUGCCCGCCCGUCAGCUGCUCCGGGGAGGACGCGGGCACCAAGCCGGCGGGCACGGUCCUCGUCCACCAAGAUUGCUGAACUGAGGGGCUGCUCUGAGCGGGCAUCGCCACCCCACGUCAGCCCCGCGAGACACGCCGCACCACGACGAGCAGUCGACCCACCGUGACGCCACAACUCCGCGCAGUCGGACGGGGCCGGAUGAAGCGAGCGCGGGGCCUGGAGCAUAUGUUAUAA